AUGGGAAAAAGUCAAAAAAGAUCAUUAGAAAAAGACGAACAACGUCGAGAGAAGAAACGGGCAAGUAACAUUUCCAAGGAUGAUAUGGAAAUUGAUGCUGAAUUGUUAGCCCAACAAGCUUCUGAUUCUGCCAGUGCUGAUACUGCUACUGCUACUGCUACUGCUGCUGUGGCUGCUGUUAAUAAAGAACAUGACAAAGAAUUAGAGCAACCAGAAUCCAAUACUAGCCAAACAACUGACUUGGAUAAAGAUGAAAAGAAGACGAAAGACACUGGCAACAUUAAACAUGAAAAUAAAUCUGUGCACCAUGAGCCUGAAGUUUCCAAUGAUCAACUCGGAAAUCAACAAAACCAGGCUGAUCAGCAGUACCAGUAUCAUCAACUGCUUGCUCAAACAAAUUUCAAAUCAGAAGCAACUAAUCCUGCCAAACCUCCACACGGAUCACCGGAAUGGCAUAGACAAAGAAGAGAAAAUCAUAAGGAAGUUGAAAGAAAAAGAAGAGAAUCAAUAAAUAUUGGUAUAAGAGAAUUGGCCAGAUUGAUACCAACUACCGAUACCAAUAAAGCCCAAAUUUUACAAAGAGCAGUUGAAUACAUUAAAAGAUUGAAAGAAAAUGAAAACAAUAAUAUCGAAAAAUGGACUUUAGAAAAGUUGUUAACCGAACAAGCUGUUAGUGAGUUGAGUGCUUCUAAUGAAAAGUUGAAGCAUGAACUCGAAUUGGCAUAUCGUGAAAUUGAACAGUUGAAAAGAGGGAAGAAAUAA
Candida dubliniensis CD36 is the source of this 762-nucleotide messenger RNA. RefSeq names its product Cbf1p (gene CBF1). Gene Ontology annotation, cellular component: nucleus. Gene Ontology annotation, molecular function: protein dimerization activity; DNA-binding transcription factor activity. The coding region runs from base 1 to 762 and encodes 253 amino acids. NCBI's taxonomy places the organism in Eukaryota, Fungi, Ascomycota, Pichiomycetes, Serinales, Debaryomycetaceae. The record is from RefSeq and is a predicted model, not a curated record. The transcript has 2 exons.